AUGAAAAACGAAUUCUUCGACCUCGGGAACUCGCCCAAUAAGUCUCCCGAUGUCCCUGCUCUCGACGACAGCACCUUUUACGGCCGUGAAAGCGGAAUCAUGUAUAAGACGGACUCCUCGCGGCGGCCGUCGAUUCCGGGCUACUUUAACGCUGGCGGGCUCGGAUCGAGUCCAAAUUCUCCCAUGACGUUCUACAUGCCUCAAAACUCGGUCGCUCAGGCAGUUACGCCGGGCAUGUCGAGCAUGGGGUCGACGCAACCCAUGUCGGGGGCGACGCAGCCUAUGCCGGGGGCGACACAAACCAUGCCUGGGGCGACACAAGCCAUGACGGGGACAACCCAAGCCAUGUCAGGGACGACCCCGGCCAUGUCACACACCACACAAGCCAUGUCAGGGACAACACAACUCAUGUCGCACACGACACAAGCAAUGUCAGGGACCACGCCGGCCAUGUCACACACACAACCACACACACAAACCAUGUCGGGAACCCCCCCUAACAUGGUGUCGUCGUCGACAAACCCACGGUCUCUGGUGACCACAGCGUCUGGAAAAGUGCGUUCUCGGCCCUGUGACGCGUGCCGCAAACGCAAGGCCCGAUGCCAGACGGAGCCCAAUGCCACCCAGUGCAACAAGUGUGCGGCCCGAGGCAUUGCGUGCACCUUUUUGGAGACCGUGCGACCCAAACGACGACGGGUUGACACAGCAAGCCCGGAGACAGGUGGAAACGUUACUUCAGCUCAGGUCCAGAGUGGUUCCGCCCACAAUUCUACCUCCAACAACACCCCCAUUGGAGUUGAGACCGAGAGGAUGAGUCAAUCCCAAUUUCAGUCUCAGGAUGACGUAAUCACUCUCAAGGACACUCUGCCGGUUUCCGACUACUCCAGUUUGCCUGGUAAAUCGCUUCUGAAGAAGACACUGUCUCUGCAGUACCCCAAGUCGUCGUUUUACGUCGGCCAUACUUCUGUCCAUGACGUUCGUUUUUUCGACACCGCCACCCUGGACCAUAUUGGUCAAUGUGUGCUCAACAAAGACACGGCAAUGAGACGGGUGGCUCCCGACGUGUUGUUUACGAUCCGCAACGACUUUGCCGACGAUUUACAUUCGGAAUUCAUUGCCAAUUCCGACCAGGUGGAGCGCAUAGUUGCUCCGCACGGCCUCGCGCUCAUCGAUCUCUACUUCCGUAUCGUUCAUCCGGCAUUUCCGAUUCUGCACAAACGAAUAUUCAUGGAAAAAUACGCGCGGACCCACCGGGAGUUUUCGCCGCCGCUGCUCGCCGCUGUCUACAUUCUGGCGCUUAAAUGGUGGAAUUACGAGCCCCAGUUGGCGUCCCAGCCCAAACCGGACGUUGAGAAGCUACGCCGAAUCGCCCUCAACAGCUUUUCGGACCUCUACGAACAACCAAAGCUAUCGGUGGUGCAGGCAGGCUUACUAAUCCUUCAAUGCAGCAUGGAGCGCGCUCGCAGCUGGAUUCUGAUCAGCCACGUGAUCUCGCUGGCCGAGGAGCUCGGGCUCGGCAUGGAUUGUCAGACGUGGCGUCUUCCGCGGUGGGAGCGCGCUUUACGGCGGCGGUUGGCCUGGGCCGUUUACAUCCAGGACAAGUGGGUUGCUCUGAUUGAGGGGCGACCGAGUCAUAUUGACGAGUCUCGUCAGUGGCUGGUGCGGCGGAUUUCGGCCGACGAUUUCCCCGAUCGGCAGACGGACUCGGACAUGGAGGGAUCGCUGGAGACGGAAAACGGGCGGCUGCUGUUCAUGGAGAUGGUGCGGCUGUCGGAAAUCGUGUCUGAGAUUCUCGACACGUUUUUCACCAUGGUUGCCAAGCGCAAUCUCACCGACACCGCCGCAAUUCUGACCAAGGCCAAGCCAAUCCAGAUCAAGCUGCGCGAUUGGCAUAUUGGGCUUCCAGAGUGUCUGCGGAUGAGUAAUACGAAACCGCGGCGACUCAAUUCCAACGGAUACCUGCAUUUGGCAUAUUUUGCCGCCGAAAUCACUCUCCAUCGACGAAUCAUCCGAUCGCUCAGUGACUCGUUGCCCGACCAGAUCGUCUCGGUAUGUCGACAGGCCGCCAAAGCGCGUCUACUGGCGGCCAUAGAGCUCGUCGACACGCUCAAACACGAACACAUACAGGCGUUCUGGCACUCAUCGGCUGCAACCAACUUUGCGCUCAUCGGCUCGUUCGCGGCGCUGCUCUAUGUCACGUCACGUGACGACGCCGAGCGGGGAUUCUACCGCGAACAGCUGCUCAAUUACCGCUGGAUUCUACGCGUCGGAUGCAAGGGUUUCGACGAGAUGGGUCUGGCGCUGGAUAAGUUGGAAGAGGCCAUUUCGCAGGUGCCCGGUUUGAACGACCCGCCGAAAGAAGACGAGUCGUAUGACGACGAGGAGAGUGAGGAGGAGGGAGGGGGAGAGGAAGAGGGAGAGGAGGAGGGGGAGGGAGAACCGGAUCACGUAACCGCAAAUGGAAACGGUUUGGUUAGUCACGUGCCAGAACGGUCUGGUUCGGACGGGGGUGGAGAGUCUCCAUUUGAUCCGGCGGACAUCGAUUUGGAGAAGCUGGUUUCGGAGAUGAAUCAGUGA
This is a messenger RNA of Yarrowia lipolytica CLIB122, 2577 nucleotides long. RefSeq lists its product as uncharacterized. Gene Ontology annotation, cellular component: nucleus. Lineage: Eukaryota; Fungi; Ascomycota; Dipodascomycetes; Dipodascales. Gene Ontology annotation, biological process: DNA-templated transcription. The record is from RefSeq and is a predicted model, not a curated record. Gene Ontology annotation, molecular function: zinc ion binding; DNA binding; DNA-binding transcription factor activity, RNA polymerase II-specific.